CAGCCUUCCCCGUCUUUACCUGUGCUGGGAAAGCUCCCUCCGCCUCCACUGCCUUGGUAACCUCUCAUAACUACACCAGGUCCCUCGUUUAGUUGCUAGGUUUCUAUCUUGGGCCACGGACACUUUGGCAGGUUGUCCAUAUCUCUUUAAAAAUGGCGUCGCUGAAUUUGUCAAUCAACGGUCCAUCGAUUAAGAGCAGCUACCGAGGAGUCGUCGAUGGCCCUGCUCUUCCCGCAAGCCCGCCCACCUUCGCCCAGUGGGCCCUCUUUUCGGUCCAGGCGCCGCUGAUGAAUGCUUUCCAAGACGGCGGCGCAAAAGAGAGCGUCCUCAAGGUCGAGAGCACUGGCGACGGCGAGCUUGCCGAUCUCGUCGAAGACUUCAACGAAGGUCGCAUUCAAUUUGCUUUCGUCAAGGUCAAGGACCCGAACAGUGGACUCCCCAAAAAUGUCCUUAUUGCUUGGUGUGGCGGAGGUGUCCCCGAGCGCACAAAGGGGUAUUUUACGAGCCAUGUUGCCGCCGUCGCGAAGAUCCUUCACGGUUAUCACGUUCAGAUUACGGCCCGAUCCGACAGCGACCUCUCUCCCGAAGACAUUCUACAAAAGGUCUCUGACGCUUCCGGCGCAAAGUACACAGCAGGAGGCUCGUCUCCUUUCCUAGCUGCAUCUCUACCCCCAGUUUCCAAAAAGCCCGUUUUCUCCCCGACCACGUCCGGUUCUGGAAGUUCUUUCAAUCCUCUCAUUGCCUCCCGUGGCCAGAGGCAGGAAAAUGUCGACCAAGAUGGCUGGGGGGAUGAUGCGCCACAGGUCACAAGAAGCGAGCUUGAGAAGGUUGAAUCGGCGUACAAGCCGACCAAGGUGGACAUGGCCAGCCUGAGAAUGAACAGGGAUGACUCUCGUUUCGACAAAUCACCCAGGCAGGACGACCAAUCUGUCAACAUCGUCAAGGGUGCAUACCAACCGGUGGGCAAGAUCGACAUUGCCUCCCUCCGUUCUCAAGCGAAGAGCGCGCAGGACGACCGUCCAAAUAUCGUUAAGGGCGCCUAUGAGCCCGUGGGGAAGGUUGACAUUGCUGCCAUUCGAGCGAGAGCCCAGCGCCCUGCUGAGUCCGAAGAGGAGACGGCGACUCUUAAGAAUCUCACGGAGCGCAAUGCCGGGCUUUCCCAGGCAGAACGCCUUACCGAACUGCCCAGGCCCAAGGUGGCUAAGAAGUUUGGUGGUUCCUCUUUUUCGGGAACUAAGGCUCCCACUCCCAUAGGACUUGGGCUAGGAGGUCCCUCUGUUCCGGUUGCACCGCCAAUUGGCGCUGCCAGCAGGACAUUUGCCGACGAAGGCGGUAAGACACCGGCUCAGAUAUGGGCCGAGAAAAAGGCCAAGCAAGCCACUACGGUGAUCAAGCCGGGCCCUGCUGUCUCUCCGUCCAUCGCGUCACCGAUCGCUGCUCAAAAGAGUGGGAGUGAAUGGAAGAGUGGCUAUGCUGGUAAGAGCUGGGCGACGGUGCAGACCGCAAACUUUGCUCGUGGCGGCGUUGAAACGUACGAAACGGGCGGAGCUGAGCAUUCGGACCCCGGCGCCCCUGCCUCUCCGGGUGCUGGUAUCUCCGCGCUGCGUGACAAAUUCAAGGAUACGGUGCCGAUAGGGAGCGUUGUCCGGUCAGCACCUAGCGUGACAACUUCUCCUGAGAAUGAGCCGACAUGGCCACCUCCGCCAAUGGGAAGCCGACCAUCGGGCGGCUUUGCGCCCCCCGGUCUCCCACAUCGUGCCGCCGUUAAUCAAGAAGAAGAGGUAGAGGCUGAGCAGACGGAGGCCCUUUCGGCACCAUCCGGUGCCUAUGAGGAGCGUGGGUCUUCUCCUGUUCGGAUUGCGAUUCCGGUUUCACGCAGCGCAGCGGUUGAUCUCGAGCCCCCGGCCGAGAGACUCCCCCCCCGGCCGGUUCCUGUCCCACAGGAUCUACCGAGAGAAAAUGAAAUUCCCGCGAAAGAAGAGACGCAUAACUCAAGAGCCGCAGCUGAGGCAGUUGCCAACGAGUCUGCUAGCCACCAUACCGAUAGUCACGCUCCUAGUGGCGGUGGCAAACGAGCAUUGAUCCAGUAUGACUAUGAGAAAGCUGAGGAUAAUGAGAUUGAGCUUCGUGAAGGCGAGUAUGUUGAGAACAUUGAGAUGGUGGAUGAGGAAUGGUGGAUGGGCACCAACUCUCAGGGCGAGAGUGGUCUUUUCCCUAGCAACUAUGUUGAGCUUAUUGCCGAUGAUGACGACGACGCCGGUGCCGACCAGACAGCCACCCCAGCAGUUACUCACCAGGUAUCUGCUCCCGCUCCUGUUACCACCCCUGCCGCCCCUACCGCGGCAGUACAACCUGAGCCCAUCAAUGAUACUGCCGGAGCAAGCACUGCGACAGCACAGUUCGAUUAUGAGGCUGCGGAAGACAAUGGUAUGUGACUGCCCUUGUCUAAUAUGCUCCUGGCCAAACCUGUCCUACUUGUAAGCUGAUGAUGUUGUAGAGCUUAGCUUUCCCGAAGGUGC
Molecule: messenger RNA, 2519 nt
Organism: Lasiosphaeria miniovina
Lineage: Eukaryota; Fungi; Ascomycota; Sordariomycetes; Sordariales; Lasiosphaeriaceae
Exons: 2
Coding region: 153-2435 (760 amino acids)
Biological process (GO): regulation of actin filament polymerization
Cellular component (GO): actin filament; cortical actin cytoskeleton; site of polarized growth
Molecular function (GO): actin filament binding
Source: RefSeq, a predicted model, not a curated record